Molecule: messenger RNA, 564 nt
Organism: Scheffersomyces amazonensis
Lineage: Eukaryota; Fungi; Ascomycota; Pichiomycetes; Serinales; Debaryomycetaceae
Exons: 1
Coding region: 1-564 (187 amino acids)
Biological process (GO): regulation of lipid metabolic process
Cellular component (GO): mitochondrion
Source: RefSeq, a predicted model, not a curated record
AUGAGUGGGAUAGCAUUAAAAUUAACGUCAUUAUUAGUUCGUACUAUUGCGAAACCUAUUGCCACCGCAUUAAAAACUCAAGCGAAAGAUCAUGAAGUAUUUAGAAAAGUUUGUAUAAAUUUAGCACAGACAGUUCAUUCAACCGAUUUAAGACUUAGAAUGUCUUUACUUGGUGAAAAGAGGAUUAAAAUUCGACCUUUAAAUGAUACAAAAGCUGUUGAAAAUGGUGCUAAUUUCUUAUCGGAAUUCUUUAUCUUUAGUGUUGCAGGAUCACUCAUAUUCUACGAGAGUUAUAGGAGUAGAAAAAAGGCAAGUGACGAAAGAGAUGCUUUAGCUGAUGAUAUAACUGUUUUACAAAGUGAAAUUGACCAUUUGAAGAAAAAAUUGGGGGAAAUUAAUAUCAAAUUAGAUGAUUAUGAAAUGCCUGAUGGCUACAAACCAAAAUAUAUUAAAAUCGAACCAUCAUCAACAGUUAAUAAAAAUGAAAAUCCUUCUAAAGACAAUUCUAAUACUACUAUAUCUCCAGUACCGAAAGAAAAUGUCUCUGUUCCUACAACAGCCUAA